This is a messenger RNA of Pelobates cultripes (western spadefoot toad), 3311 nucleotides long. NCBI's taxonomy places the organism in Eukaryota, Metazoa, Chordata, Amphibia, Anura, Pelobatidae. The record is from the annotation of a GenBank genome assembly.
AUUCACCCAUCUCUAUUGCACUGAACACAGCACUGUCUGACAUUUACUGGAGAAAAGAGUGAAUUCAUUUGGGAGCAACAUGAGUAAAAUUGUUACAUUCUGUCUAGGACUGAUCCUGCUGACUGUAAUGUUACCUGACCAGGUGAGUUUAUAUGGGCAGAAGGAAAAGUUUCUCUCUUACUAGAAAGAGUGAGCUAAAAUGAUAUGGCAAUCUCUAACCUUUUGUAAAAUCAGGUAUUUUAUUCUUAAACAAUUGCAUUACAUAAAUAUGAAAACAGGUAUGUAUGUGGUCUAGAAUAAUCACAGUGAUAUAUGGGAGAUUCGAAUUAUAAUACAGGUCAAAAAUUGCUGAGAGACCUAAAGCAGGAGAACAAUAGCCUUUUAUGUAUAAAUGUGUAUACUUUUUGGACACUCUACAUUUAUAAUGUUCUUUGUGUGGUUUUUUUUUGUGUGUGUUUUUUUUUUUUAUUUGUAGCACAGUAUGUACACAAUAUAUAGGGAAUCCCAGAAAUCGAAAGAUAGAUAGAUAGAUAAAUAGAUAAAACGAAAUAAAAGUUUACUUGAAUGUUCUUUGUACUGUCAUUGUAUUUAAGCCUUUUUUUUUUUUUUAAAGUGAUACCAACGGGGAUUAUUCACUAAAUUGAGAAACUGUUUAGCAUUAACCAUUACAUUUUUAUAAAAAGAAAAGAAAAAAAAAAGCUGAACAAAUAAGAAAUUUGUCAAAUUGACCAUUACCAGUUUAAAGUCUUAGUGUUUGGGAUACACCUUGGUUUACUGGAGAGGGAGGUGGGGGUUUACUGGAUGGGGAGGUGGGGGGGAGAACCCACCCUGUAUCCAUCACCACAUCCCAUCCAUAAGCUGCGUAAUGCAAGUGGUUUUCACCAGUGUGCUGUGGUACAAGGGUGCGUCUCAAAGUGUGCCUUAAACACAUAGACCUCAAGGCUGUGAUAGGUUGGAUUCAGUCCUUAAAUGUUUUAGAAUGUGUUUGUCAGAAAAAUAGCUGUGUCUUGGGAACUGUUUUCCCACUGAAGUGUGCCUUGGUACAAAAAAUAUUAGGAACCAGUACUGUAUGUUAACACUGUUUGUAAUGUUUAUGCUGUGCAGUGUUAAUUUAUGUUGAUCUACUUCUAAAUGUAAUAAACUUUGAUUACCAAAAACAUAAAAAUAAAAAGGACUCAACGCAUAUAGACAUAUAAGUUGGUGCUGAACAUAUUUUAGAUUGUUUAUGAAAACCCAAACUGCAUUUGCAUGCUGACUACAUUUAAAUCAUGCUGAGCAGCAUGGGAUAUGUAGUUCACAUACAUCUAGGGUGCCAAAGUUAAUCAUCACUGAUAUUUUAUUAUGAAAUUGUAUAGAAUAAAUGUGAGCCUAAUCAGGGAAAAUACACUUUUUUUUUUUUUUAAGCAAACUAGAGAUUUAUAAAAAUAAUGAAUCGCAGAAGCUAUUGACUUGAUAAAAGGAGCAAAUAAGAACCACAAUGUAAUAAAAAGUAUAAUAUUUUUAAAUUCUUAUUUUAAUACCAUGGACAGUACUUUAAGGAUUAAUUGUUUCCUGUUGUAUAAUGUUUGUCAAUAUAGAUUGUCUGCGGGGCUGAAAUGUAUACCAGUCAUGUAAACAAGGAUGCCUUUUAAACUAAAAGGUACAUUUUGAUUAGAAAAAAAAUGCUGAUAUACAGGCCAAAAAAAUUUAAAAUGUGAAGCAAUCACAGCAUAAAAGAAUUAAACACGAAUUCACAAAAAAAAACAAAAAAACUUAUACCCUUUUCUUUUAAACAUGAAUAAAUAAAGGUAUUUAAUAAAUAAAGUUUAGCUUUCCAUGAAACGUUUAUAGAAGAGGAAACACAGAUCUUUCUUGGGCUCUCUCUCCUUUAAAGAUAGGGUUUGCAGGUAUAUUGUGAAAUUUCCAUAGACGGAAAGCUCCAUUGCAAAGCUCUGUAAUUAGAGAAUAGGCAUAUAUCUGUACCUCCCGGUUUUAUUAAAAGUCAGAGCUCAAGGCUCUCAGGUGGCAUUAACUAGUUGGGCACCGGACAUGCAAGUGGUACUACUUCUGCUUGAUAAGAAAUAAGAUAGUUUAAUUUAGUUUUGAUAAGAGACACUGUAUGGGAGGUUAGACAGAGAGAUUGAAAGACAGACAGACAAACAUAUAUCAAAUAACAGAGACAGAAGGCGACAAUAAGACAGAUAUAUGUGUAAUGCAGACUGAUACGGACGUGUCAAGUGAAAAAAACCUAUAUUAUGAUUUUUACUUUACAUUAUAAAUGCAAACUAUUAAUGGGCAGCGCUAUUAUUUGAUAUUUACAAAACUAUUGAUGACGGGUGAACACACACUUGUGUAUUGAUCUUCAGUCUCUAGAUUAGGUGUUUUUGAAAUUUCAGCCAGAAAACCAAGGCUACAAAAUCAAGUUCUGAUAUUUUGUGAACACACUUAAAAGUAAUCCAAAUGGAAUUACUCAAAUUCAGCUAAUAUAGUUUAAUAUAUACCCACAUUUCCUAAAAAUAUGAAUGUUUGAUUUUUUUGUUGUUGCUGUUUUGACAAAUCUCUAGUGUAAACUUUAAAUAUAUGUGGAUGUGUUUAAAACCUGGUUCAAACUAAAUGUAGGAUGUAGAUACAAUAGUAGCAGUUUUGGAACUUUGCACGUUAGUGAUUGUUGGUGAUAGUUUAAAAACAGCAUAUUGGUCUAUUCCUUACAUGUAAGAAGGACUUCCGCACUUUACAGUUAGCGCUGGGAACCAACAUGUUAACACUAACCUUCUUCUACAAUUUAUUUCAUUCUGAAUGUGUUUUUGAAUCUACUAAUUUAUUCUUCUUAUUUAUUUUUUCUUGUUUCAGGUGCACUGUCAGUCUACUAUAGCAAAGCCCAAUGCUUCAGAUUCAUCAACGGCAAACAGUACACAUGUAUCAAAUACCAGUGGCGUAUCACCUGUUACAACCUCGACGAACACUACUACAGCUCGUUCUCACGGAGAUUCUUUGUAUGCAUCUUCUAGCCUGUUCCUCAGCCUCGUCUCGAUCUCUGUUAUACAUCUCUACUGUUAAAGGACCGUAUCCUAAAGGCAGCUUUAGCACUCUCCCCCAUCCAACCACUGCUCUUAUCUGCUCUCUCUGACCAGGCUACCACACACGUCAUUGAGGAACAUUAACAAACACUGGCACCAAAUAUUUUUUUAUUGCCCAGAAAGUGUCCUCCGCAACCAAUCCUGACCGAGAGACUAAUAAACUGAAGCCUCCUAGGCUGAAUGAUGUGACUAGGCUCUCAACCACAUCAGGAAAGUGAAGGAGGGCCCCAGUGGCAAGUGAAUCAAGAAAUCAAU